Solea solea (common sole) is the source of this 4265-nucleotide messenger RNA. RefSeq names its product sema domain, immunoglobulin domain (Ig), short basic domain, secreted, (semaphorin) 3C (gene sema3c). The transcript is spliced from 18 exons. The coding region runs from base 207 to 2498 and encodes 763 amino acids. Gene Ontology annotation, molecular function: chemorepellent activity; semaphorin receptor binding. The record is from RefSeq and is a predicted model, not a curated record. Gene Ontology annotation, biological process: semaphorin-plexin signaling pathway; negative chemotaxis; axon guidance. NCBI's taxonomy places the organism in Eukaryota, Metazoa, Chordata, Actinopteri, Pleuronectiformes, Soleidae.
UCUCUCUCUCUGUGAGUCAAGUCUUCUAUGUGAGCACUUCCAUGGAGUAGCAGCAUUUUCCCUCUCUGCUGUCCCUGUAGGAGACUGGAAACAAGGUGCCACGAAGGGGGAGGAUCAAUACCAUCCAGGUCUGGGGUUUUGGUACCUGGCUUCUUCAAAAUACUGGACCAAGCUCCCUGAGAGCAGGCAGCUGUUUGUGAGCAGUCAUGGGCCGGCCGGAGGGGUCGGCCAGGUCGAUGACCCUGUCCGUCCUGGCGCUCUCUGUCCUCUGCACCGGCGUGUCCAGCCUGCCACAGCCUCAGCCCAGAGUCUUCCUCUCCUUCGAAGACCUGCAAGCCUCUCAGUCCUUUGAACACUACAGUAUAUCCGACAAGGCCAUGGACUACAGGAUCCUGCAGAUGGACGAGGACCAGGACCGGAUGUAUGUGGGCUGCAAGGACCACGUCCUCUCCAUGGACAUCAACAACAUCACACAUGGCACGCUCAAGGUGUUUUGGCCGGCGUCUCCCAGUAAGAUCGAGGAAUGUCAAAUGGCAGGAAAGGAUCCGACGCACGGCUGCGGGAACUUCAUCCGCGUGGUGCAGCCGUACAACAGGACGCACGUGUUCAUGUGUGGAAGCGGCGCCUACAGUCCCGUCUGUGUUUACGUCAACAGGGGCCGCAGACCAGAGGAACAAGUUUUCCACAUCGAUUCCAAGACUGAAUCUGGAAAAGGGAGGUGCUCCUUCAACCCUCAAGUGAACACGGUCUCCGUCAUGCUCAACCAGGAGCUUUUCUCAGGCAUGUACAUCGACUUCAUGGGGACGGACGCCGCCAUCUUCAGGAGCCUGACCAAACGUAACGCGGUGCGCACGGACCAGCACAACUCCAAGUGGCUCAGUGAGCCGAUUUUCAUCGACGCCCACCUGAUCCCCGACGGGACCGACACCAACGACGCCAAGUUGUAUUUCUUCUUCCGCGAGAGGCUGACGGACAACAACGGGAACACGAAGAACAUCCACACCAUGGUGGCCAGAGUUUGUCCGAGUGACAUCGGAGGACAGCGGAGUCUGGUCAACAAGUGGACCACGUUCCUCAAAGCCAGGAUGGUGUGUUCGGUUCUGGAGGAGGACGGCACCGAGACGCACUUCGAUGAACUUGAAAACGUGUUUUUGCUGGAAACCGAUCAACCCAAGAGUCUGUUGGUGUUUGGAGUCUUCACGUCCACGAGCUCCGUGUUUAAAGGCUCGGCCGUGUGCGUGUACAACAUGGCCGACAUCCUCACCGUCUUCAACGGGCCCUUCGCUCAUCGAGAGGGGCCCAAUUUUCAGUGGGUGGCGUUCCAGGGACGCAUCCCUUACCCACGUCCUGGAACUUGCCCAGGUGGAGCUUUCACGCCGGACAUCCAGACGACGAAGGAGUUCCCGGACGACGUGGUGACGUUCGUGCGAAACCACCCGGUUAUGUUCAACCCCAUCUACCCGGUGGGGCGCAGACCUCUGGUGGUCCGGACCAACGCCGACUACAGAUACACGUCGGUGGCCGUGGACCAGGUCAUGGCCGCUGACGGCAAUUACCACGUCCUGUUCCUGGGCACAGACAAAGGUACAAUACAGAAGGUGAUCGUCCUGCCAAGCAAUCACUCCCUGCAUGAAGAUCUAAUCCUGGAGGAGCUGGAAGUGUUUAAGAACCAGGCUCCUGUUACAAACCUGAGAAUCUCCCCCAAAAAACAGCAGCUGUACGUCAGCUCGGAGUUCGGGGUGUCGCAGGUCUCCCUGCACCGCUGUCACGCGUACGGCGCCGCCUGCGCCGACUGCUGCCUCGCCCGCGACCCGUACUGUGCCUGGGACGGCCUCAGCUGCUCGCGCUUCUACCCCAGCAGCAAAAGGAGAAGCAGAAGACAGGACAUUAUGCACGGAAAUCCACUCACGCAGUGCAGAGGAUUCAAUCUUAAAGCCUACAGAAACGCAGUGGAGAUGACACAAUAUGGCGUGAAGAACAACACCACCUUCCUGGAGUGUCUUCCCAAGUCUCCCCAGGCCUCCAUUCGGUGGCUCAUUCAAAGAGACAACGACAGGAGGAAAGAGGUGAAGCUGAGUGACCGCGUCAUCUCCACGGCGCACGGCCUCCUGAUCCGCUCCGCUCAGCUCUCAGACCAGGGCCUGUACUACUGCCUGACCACGGAGAACGGCUUCAAACGCACCGUCGCCAAGAUCCGCCUGCGCGUGCUGAGCGAGGCCAUGGUGAGCGUGCUGACCGACAAGCAGCAGUCGCCCUGGGCCUGGGCCAGCUCUCUGCACCCGAAGGCCCUGUUGGCAGCCUUCAGUCCUGCAGAGAGCCUGGCUGUUCAGCAGUACUGCAAAGAGAGGAAGGAGCUCCAGAACCUGCAGCAGCGGCAGCAGCAGCAGCAGCAGCAGCCUCAGCCGCCCGGACCUCUCAGGGGGGACCUGGCCAAACUGAAGCCCCUGCUGGACCGGAGGAAGAGCCGCAACCGGCGCAAUCACCUCCCGGAGGUGUGACACGCGGGGUGUGGGGGGGUGGGGCUGGCAGCUACACAAACUGACAUUUGUCUGGUCCUGUAUCCUUCCAGGCAGAUUACAAAUCCUCAUCUCAACCUGCAGACGUACAGUCGGACGAGGACGCACAGGCAGGCACGAGCCACUGACGCGCUCACAAUGUAAACUCAAGUGUCCCUGUCCCUGUCCCCUGAGGACCACUAAUAAAUCCUGAUAAAACACGUUAAUCAGUAACUUUAGUAACGAUAUACUUGGCACAUUUUAAACAUCACACGAGAGUUUGGACUCAGCGGAGACACAUUCGUGUUUGACAGUGUUUCUCUGUGUUACAUUAGAUUCACUCACACAUGUUUUACAAAAUAAGUCUGAAUGAACCGUUGUGUUCAUAAGUAAAGUAAAAAAAAAGAAAGUUCAGUUUAAAGACCAAACUAAACCCGCGGCACUGUUUUUUAAACACAAACAGUGUUAAGAGACUGAGACGAAUGAAUCAGUGCUCUAUUUAUCUGUUACUCAUGUGUUACUCACGCGCACAUGAACCAGAAUGUCGCUCAAUAAUUCAGCUGAAGUUGUGUCUUUCUCUUUUUCCUGCACAGAAGCACGUUAACGGGAAUAAAAAGGGCAUUUUUGACGCGUCGUACAGUUACACAGAAGAAAAGAUUCAAUGACAAUGUCGACAACAACAAAGCUAACUGCUUCUUUGCUGAGCUAACAUCUGCUACGUUAGCUCAACAAAGAAACCUGAGCCGUUAGCUUACACAUUUACACAAUUACAAGAGGCUAAACUAGUUCAUACUCAAAAACAAUGCUUCAGUGUUUGACUUUGUAAUCACUAAGCAGAAUAAGUUCCUUUAGCUGAAGCUAGGCUAAGAAUAUGAACAUUAUAGCUAUGAAUGCUGGCUAAUUAGCUAAGUGUAUCCCCGCCCCCCAAAAUGUCACAUUAUUCCCUUAAUCUUUGCCUGGAUUAAAUGUAUGAAAAUGAAUUGUUUAGUUAUGUGUGGCAGUUUAACUGGGUUUUAGAUUUCAAAGAUCAGCGUGCAACAUCUUGAGCUAACGUUCCAGAUGUCAACAAAGAAACUUAAGCAGUUAGCUUAGCAUGGAAAUUAGAAGACUAAUUCCUUUAUCUGAAGCUAGGCUAAAAAUAGGAAGACUAUAGCUAUGAAUGCUGGCUAAUUAGCUAAGUAUAGCCUCCCCCAAAAUGUCACAUUACUCCCUUAAUCUUUGCCUGGAUUAAAGGAUUAAAUGUAUAAACCCAAACAGAUUUACACCGUUGAGUUUUUGCCGUCAGGUGAAUCAUGAAUGUUAGCGUAAUACGUAGAAAUGUCGCCUGCGAUGAUGCCGCUCACUUCUUUGGAUCCAGUUUUCUACAAUCUGCCCAGUAACGUAGUUCUAGUCCGUGCUAGCUCGUGAGAUAAACCAUUUGGUAUUAUGUGAAUACACUUAGUUCAUGUACAGUAGAUAAUUAUUUGUCGCUUGUGUACAGUUUUUUUUUGUUUGUUUGUUUCAUCCUGUUAAUUUAAUGUGCCUUUUUUUUCGUUUACCUUGUGUAUAUAAAUUCAAGAUAAUUUCACCAACUAACUUUUGACCGUAUCUGCAAGUUGUGGAGAUGAACACUGUUAUUUUCAUUUUUCAGAAAAUGCCCCACGGUUCAUAAAAACCACGUCAUGUUUAGCUCACAGUAACUUCAGUGUCAUUAAACAUUAUGUAUUUCUAUUUAUUAAUGCCAUUUUAGCCUGAAUAAAUAUGGUCGGAUAAGAAUGACUUUGAAUGAGA